This is a messenger RNA of Rotaria sp. Silwood2, 1101 nucleotides long. Lineage: Eukaryota; Metazoa; Rotifera; Eurotatoria; Philodinida; Philodinidae. The record is from the annotation of a GenBank genome assembly.
AUGAUGAGAAUUUUCACCAUUUGCAAUUCAACAAGAGAAGAUAAAGUUGUUAAUUUAGCACUAAAAUGUCGUAAAUUUGGUGAGAAAUGGAUUGAUCACAUUUCCAAAAGUAUUCAAAUUAUAUCUCCAUCAACUUCAGACGAAGUAGAAAAACUUCGUCUUAAAAUGGUAACUGUUGGCGUUUCUUGUAUCUUAACAUUUUCAACCGACCAACAAAAAAUUAACCUCUUAUUGCCAUCAAAUGAACAUAUUGUAUCCUUACUAAAAGCAGCAACUACCGUUCACGAUAAUAUAAUAUUAACCAAGAAUCGGAACAAUGUGAGUACUUUUAUAAGAAAUAUUAUGAGAUUUAGUGAACGGGUCUUAGUAAUGAUACAAUCAACGGUUGCCAGAUUUCUACAGAAAACACUCUAUCAAGGUUUGAAUGAAUUUACAGUGAUUUACUGGGCAGUCACCAAAAGAAAAGGCAACAUGAACGAACAUUGGACUAAACGAACAGAAAACCCAUAUGAUGGUUGGUACGAUUGUCAAUAUGAGUCGAAAGUUAUAUCAAUUGAUUUUAUAAAAGGAACUUUUCUGAUCGAUAAUAUGACUAUAGGCUUUUUACCUGACAAAAUUAUCUUCCACGAUUUAUUUGUUCGUGUAUUUGGUGACCAUGUUUUUGAAGUUCAAGCGGCCGAUUCACCUAAUGCGUACAUUACUAAACAUUCGUAUCAUGGUAAUGGGCUUGUUCAAUACGAAUUUCAUUUCAAUGAUCGACAUAGCCACUUGAUUAUUAGAGAAUGGUACAUACAGACAAAUGAUAUCCUUCAAUUGAUUCCUCAUAAAUUUUUCAAGAAUGAGCUACCAAAUAUGUUUGUUUUCAAUCACAGCCAUUGGUGGAAUGCAAGAAAUCAAAGAAUCCAGUUUCGUCCCGUUCAUUUUACAGAUAUCAAUUUUUUAACUAAUAAACCUUACAUAUUGCCUCUGAAGACAGGAUAUGUUACUACAACUGAAGAAGUUAAUACACAAAUUUUGAUCAAUCAAUCAUCAGCACUUUUUCAAAGCUUAUUUAAUCGAUAUUUUGUUCGUCUUGAUAAUAAACCCUAUAUAUAUAUAUGA